Messenger RNA from Cuscuta campestris, 2195 nucleotides. The record is from the annotation of a GenBank genome assembly. NCBI's taxonomy places the organism in Eukaryota, Viridiplantae, Streptophyta, Magnoliopsida, Solanales, Convolvulaceae.
AUUCAUUUUAUGUUACAUUGUUAAAUUUGUUACACAUAACUCUAAAAAGCAUGUAUUCAAAAAAUUCCAAAAAUAUUGUACAUAUUGGUGAUUUGGGGGACAACCAAACGGCCCCUAAUUUAACAUUUGGAGACGAGGAAUAUAGAAAUGCUUCUGGGCUGAGCGGUUUUCUUCUCCAUAUAUCCAUGACGGAUUUGGACGACAUUGAUCUGGAACCGGAGGACUUGGAGUCUUCAGUCCCUCUGAAGAAGGUGCCCCACGGAGAUGUCUUCGAGGCCUCUAGGGCCGGCGACGUCGACCGGCUCCGGUACCUGCUCGAGACCGGCGUCAACGUGAACGCCAGGGACCAGUGGGACUCCGCCGCGCUCUACUACGCGUGCCUCGCCGGCCACCUCGACGCGGCCAGGAUGCUCCUGGAGAGCGGCGCGAUUUGCUCGGAGCACACAUUCGACGGCGACCGCUGUCACUACGCCGCCCUGAAUCUGAAGGUUCGCAAGCUCCUCAAGGCGUUUGAGGCUCGACCGCCCCCUCUCGCCCCCUUGCAGGCCGCCCUCAGGGACACCUUCUUGGGAUGCUCGGCAAAUGCUUGUGGAUUUCCGGCUGAGCGACAAUCCCAGGGUUCUUACUCCUCAAUUCCAGGUAAUGGAGGUCCCUGCUUGAGCCACUUUCCACCAGAUGUUGUAUUUUAUUUGCAAGGGAAGCCUAUUGAAGCUCAUAGAGUCAUUUUGAGUGCAAGAUCACCUUUUCUCAAGAAAAAAUUCCAAACAGUGUGGAAGGAUCGCAAAGAAGUCCGAUUCUCAAGGGAAAAGCUCUCAUACCCCGCACUUUACAGCCUUAUCCAGUUCUUUUAUUCUGACAGACUUGAGGUAGCCGUAGAUGACAUGGAAGAUCUUAUCACAAUUUGCAAAGUCUGCAAAUGCGAGUCAUUGCGAAUUCUUCUGGAGAAAGAGUUGAUUCAUCAAAGACAUGCUAAUUAUAAAGCCCUCUGGGAUGUGGAUAACUCUCAAAAGCGGUAUAUCUUGCAGGGACUUUCGCUUCCAGAAGAAGAUCGUCUUUCGACUGCAUUGCACAAGAUACUUCAAACAUCUAUUUCCCACUCUCCUAAUCAAAGGAAGAAUCUGGAAAGUGACAUUGAUGAUGGUCUUGUAUCCAGUAUUGGUUCAAUGCAGAUGAUUGAUGAUUCCGAAGAAGAUGAUCUUGCAGAUGUAUGUGUGAAAGUUGAGGAGACGGUUUUUCGGUGCCAUCAGGUGAUAUUAGCUUCAAGGUCUGAGUAUUUCAAGGCAAGGCUAUCUCGCAUGAAGGAUUUUCUUGAAGGACAUAAUGGCUUACCUUAUGGUAAAUUAUUAUGCCUUGAGGAGCAUGACCUAAGUAGUGCAGCUUUUGAGAAAAUGAUUGAGUAUAUGUACACGGAUGGCUUGAAGGACAUAGACCCAGAUCAGGCUGAAGAAUUGUUUGAUGCUGCUUCAAGGUACCUGCUAUUUCCCCUUAAGCGUGCAGCGGCAGAUGUUUUGCUGCCUCAUCUAGAAAUGGUGUCUCCUGCAAAGUUGUGCCAUUGGCUGAUAUUGUCGGACAUGUACGGUGUAUUGAAGAUACGGGAGUACUGUCUUGAUGCAAUGGCUUGUAACUUUGAGACAUUCGCAGAGAUGCCAGAGUUCAGGGCAAUGCUGUUGACACUGCCACCGCCUUCCGGGGAUUCAACGCUCCGUACCUCCGCUCCGAGCGCACCUGGAGCCGGGGUGAGGAGCGCGCCAGCCGAGGGUGGGAAUGUUCUGGAUGAUUUGAGGGAGAAAUGGCUCGAGGCCGAAGCUGCUGACCUGGACAAAAGAGACGAGAGUGCUUUGCUUUUCGACAAGCGCCUCGAGAUGCUCAUGCAUUUGGCUGCAGCUGAACGCGAUACGGUGGUGAUACCCCCCACACAACCAGAAAGAAGACUAUUACAGUGAGAUCUCAUUAGCUGUGUUUAUUAUUUCCUUCUCAAUGCAUGGCUGCCCUUUUUAAUCUCCAGUUGCUAAGUUUUAAUGUACGGAGUAUAUUGUAGGGGAAAAUGUGAAAGUUAAUGUUAACCACAUCAAUAAAAACAGUUUGCUUUUAAGUGUAGGGGUGGGGCAUAUUAGUUACUGUAUAAUCUCCAUAUGGCGCCAUUUUUUGUAAUUUUUUAUGACAGUUCUUUUAUCCAAUAAAAUGGUACGCCCUAG